UGAAAAUGAUGUAAAAUUCAUUUUUAAAGUUUUAACGUUUAAUUCAUAACAUCUAAUUUGGCAUUUAUUUUGGGGGAAAAGCAAAUGCCCCAGUUUCUGUUUUGAUCGUUCAUUGUUUAGAAGUUUGCUUCAGUUAAUGUAAAAGCAAUGUUUUGAUUGAUAAUUUUACGAAAUUUGUUGUAAUCAUGAAAGGCAGUAUCAUCUUUAAUAAUUUGAGCGACUUAAUAUUUUUUGACGUCGAUGAAGAAUUAUCUGAUCAUUUACAGAAGUUAGCGUUAAAAGAUGGCCUUCUUGAGGUUCUACCAUUUAGAGCCAGUGAUGGAGCUGUCGAGAAAAACGUUGUGAUGCAACUCUUUUCUCCUCUUAUAGCAUCUUAUAAAGUAAUGCAAGCUCAGUUUGGUAAUAAAUAUAAAUAUAUUGAAUCUGAAGAUGGAGUACUGCUAGUUUUUGAUGAAGUUUUGAAUUACAUUGUGAUUAACAUAUGCUUGAAAGAAGAAAAUCUUGCAGAAACCCAAAAGAAGCUUUCAUUGUUUCUUACCUUUCUUGAGAUGCUGUACGGCCCUUGUGUAUACAUGAUUAAAAACGACAUUCCUUCUUGCUUGGUCAAAACUUCAAGAUCAUUCUUACUUUCAAAGGUUAUUUCUAAGUGGGAAAAUAUGAAGAAAGAACAGCAAAUGUUUUUAGUGGAGGUUUUGCUGUGGGAAAGAUUAAUAAUCAAUCAAGAUAUUACAGCAUCCUGCAUUAACUUGCUUCAAGAAAUUCUUGAAAGAACAAGACAAUCUCACAAAGGUGUAACUUAUAGCCAUGCAUUUGCUUUAGUAGAUACUAAACUUUUGGCUUUGUAUUCAAGUCGAAAUUCUGAACAGCUUCCAAAAGAAAACUUGUUACAGUUAAUACUUGUUGUUCAAGCAUUAAGAACUGCUAAUCCUGCUGAGCAAGUUGAUAGUGAUGAUGAGUUUUUUAUACCAAUAUCAUCAGCACUGUCAGAUCAAGAUGAGAUGCUGAAUGUAAAUAAAAGUUCAAUCAAGAAGAAAUCCAAGGUAUUUACUCAAAGCCUUCUUCUAUUCAUCAAAUCUCAGACUGGAUCACUUGUGCCCCACGUUUUGUAUGCAGUAGAAGUGACUCCUAUAAUUACCAUUGUUUUACUCUGUGAGCUGACCCCUCAUGUAAGAACUUCAAGUCUUAUUUCAACUCUCAUCGUGUCAUUUGAUAAUUUACAAUGUAGCCGUCAUCAGUCUUAUGAUUCAAAAACUUCUUUCCAAUCAUUAGAAAAAGAUGUAAAAUCUUUGAUUGAUGCCAUUUGGAAAUCAAAAGACGUGAAAGAAAAGGAAAAGCAAGUAAAGAAGAUAAUCAUAAGAUGGGAACAGUUGAAACAAUGUGAAUUAGAGCAAUUCAUUUACACUUCAAAAGACAAUUUUUUGAAUCCAAGGUUAGAUUCAGCUUUAUCUUCAAUGUGUGAGUUAUUGCAAAAUUUAUUUGAAGAAUUAGUUGCCAAUCAUUGUUUUGAUUAUGAAGCAAACACUUGGACUGCUGAAUAUCAAAACACUUUAAGUCUCAUUCAGAAAUUAAGUAUGAAGCGCAUGUCUGAUUUCUCUGAUUUCUUAGAAGUUAAAGCAGUGCAGAAUCUAACAAUCGCUUCAUAUAUCACUGAAUUCCCAGGUCUUCUUCAUUUCAUCUAUGUUGAUAGAAACUGUGAUUAUCUAAUUGCACCUGCAAUUUCUCCCAGGAAAAAGCACUUGAAUGAAAAGUAUUCAUUAAAGAAAAAGAUUUGGAAAAUGAUUGAGGUAGGCAGAAGAUAUUUAGAUGGAAUAAAUAAAUUUUGCUGCCUUUGGAAAGAUGAAGAUCUGUAUUAUUUUUAUACAAUUUGGUUUGAAAAUUCAACAGGAAAAAUAAUUAAACCUUUUGUAUACCCAGAUACGAAAAAAUUCCCACUCAAAGGGAUUUUAUGUGGUAACUUUUACAAAAGGCUGGUGAAAGAGUGCUUUCCAAAACUGGGAUAUGAGCAAAUACUUUGCUAUGAACUUUUCUGUGUUCACUUAGCUACAACUCCAGCUGAUGUUAUCAUUGAUCAUAGUCGCCGAUUGUGCUCACAGUUGUGGGACUUUACAGGAGCUUAUCAAGCUUCCUUAGAUUUGCUAUAGCAUAUAAUUUUAUUUUUAAAUGCAAAAAUCUUAUUUUAAAUAAGUAAUACUUAACUAAAAACCUUCAUUUUUUUAACAAAAUAUGCAGGUUAAUCUAGUCAAUUAAUACUACUUUGUAAACUAAGGACAGCUUUUAAAAUGUCAACUAAACAGUGUAUAUAUAACAAAAUUUUAAAAUGCAUUUUUAUGUACUUCUCUUUGCAUUUAUCCCAUAUUUGUAAAUAUAGUAGAACCUCGGUAUAACCACCCCCUAUGGGACCAACAUCAUAUAGUCGUUGUAACAAAUUGAAAAAAAAUUUCAAAAAAUGAGCAAGGAAAUGAUGCAACAGUACAUACCUAGAGAACACUUCUAGUAUUUAUUUGUUCCAUUACUGUAUUUUUGAAAAAGUCUUUGAUUGAUGUCUGUUUCAAGUUCAAUUGGGAAUUUUUCAUCAUUACUGAUUCCAUAUCGUUAGAAUUUGGAGGAAAUCUUCAGAAUUAAAUUGUCCUUCAAAAUAUAGACGCAAGGCAUUAAUUGCAUUGAAGGUUUCUUUUCCAUUCACUUCUUCAAAAGUGUGGACGAUUUCUUCUCCAUCGUCGGAAUCGCAGAUUUCUUCAUUUCUGGUAAUACGAGCAAUAAAAUCGUCCUCAUUCAAAUUUUCUUCGCAGCACUAUAAAUUU
Uloborus diversus is the source of this 2801-nucleotide messenger RNA. It is a transcript of the gene HPS1, whose product is annotated as BLOC-3 complex member HPS1-like. Gene Ontology annotation, cellular component: BLOC-3 complex. Bases 186 to 2141 code for a protein of 651 amino acids. NCBI's taxonomy places the organism in Eukaryota, Metazoa, Arthropoda, Arachnida, Araneae, Uloboridae. The transcript is spliced from 17 exons. The record is from RefSeq and is a predicted model, not a curated record. Gene Ontology annotation, molecular function: guanyl-nucleotide exchange factor activity. Gene Ontology annotation, biological process: vesicle-mediated transport.